AUGGCCAUGUGGUUGCGGCGAUUCGUGUCGAGCGACGAGUGGCAGGACGCCGCAGCCGCGGGCAUCACGCUCGUCAUCUGCCUCGGCUGGCUGCUCUCCGUCCAAUCUCUCGUCGCGCUCCGUCUGAUCUCCCCCUACGCGCGCCUCGCCGCUGCCGUCGUCCCGCUCUUAAUCACCCUCCACUUCACACUCGUCGGUCUAGGCAUGGUUAAGGAUCAGUCAGCUAUUAACUCCGUCACGCGGCGCGGCGAUCGCAGGGAAAUGCUGCGCGGGCCCGUGAUGUAUGGGCUGUGUUUCGUCGCCUUCACUGUGCUCUUCUGGCGCCACUCCCCCUCCGCCUUUCUCGCGCUCAACGCGCUCUGCGCGGGAGACGGAUUUGCGGAACUCGCGGGUCGGCGGUUCGGGAACGCGCCUUCGCAGAAACUUCCGUGGUCCGGAGUCAAGAGCUGGCCUGGCAGCGCGGCGAUGCUUCUCUGCAGCUUCGGGUUUGGGUUCGGAUCGCUGCUGCUCUUUGAUUCGUUUGGCAACUUCGCCCCGCGCCAUGUCCACGUGGCAACAGCAGCGCCUGCCACGUUGGCGAUAGCGGCAGGUGCGGCAGCAGUGGAAGCGGUUGCGCCUGGCGAUUGGGACAACGUGCUUGUGUGUGUGGUCGUGGCUGUAGCGGGGGAGUUGGCAAUGCCUCUGCUUGUGAGGUAA
Messenger RNA from Closterium sp. NIES-65, 696 nucleotides. The record is from the annotation of a GenBank genome assembly. NCBI's taxonomy places the organism in Eukaryota, Viridiplantae, Streptophyta, Zygnematophyceae, Desmidiales, Closteriaceae.